AUGGUGCUAACGUUGGGUUCAGCAUUGGGAAGACCAUCCACCAGCGCUGUUGCUGAAGGUGCUGUCGCGUUCUAUGAUGCCGAGACUGGCUUCACUUUCUCCCAAUUCAGUGCUGCAUACUCGCUGGGCGCGAGCAUCACCUAUCGGAUUGCAGUGCCGACCUCUGCUACAAAUAGCGCUCCCUAUGAUGUCGUGCUCCAGGUGGUUGCUCCCAAGGUUGUAGGCUGGGCGGGGUUGGCUUGGGGAGGCAGUAUGGUCAAGAACCCUCUCACUGUGACUUGGGCGAAUGGCAACACUCCAGUUAUCUCUUCCCGUUGGGCGGCCGGCCACACUAUGCCAACGUCUUACUCUGAUGCUAUUUACACAAUCUUCAAAACAGGAACAAAGUCAAACAGCACGCACUGGCAAUUCACUGCCCGAUGCACCGGAUGCACGGCUUUCCAAGGCGCUAACGGAUACCAAGUUCUCAACCCCAAGUCCAGCAACCGCCUCGCGUUCGCGUACUCCGCAACCAAGCCUUCCAACCCCGGAUCGCCGGAUUCAGGCUUCGUCGUUCAUGACGUGCACAACUACUGGUCACACGACUUUUCGUCAGGCGCGAACGCUGAUUUUACUAAUCUCGUGCAGAAGAAUAUGAAAUAG
Molecule: messenger RNA, 642 nt
Organism: Lindgomyces ingoldianus
Lineage: Eukaryota; Fungi; Ascomycota; Dothideomycetes; Pleosporales; Lindgomycetaceae
Product: CBD9-like protein
Exons: 2
Coding region: 1-642 (213 amino acids)
Source: RefSeq, a predicted model, not a curated record